CAACUGCCACCAGAGCUUGACUUACCACCCAAGUGGAGGCUCUACGGCAGCUGCCCAGAGCACAGAGUUGGCAUUAGUGCCAAGGCAACAACAGCUGGGGCUCAGAAAAGACCUCGCUGGGCAGGAACCAUGGCUUGGUUACCUCCCUACUGGCUCUGCCUGCUGGGGACCUUGGUAGGGCUCUCAGCCACUCCAGCUUCCAAGAGCUGUCCAGACAGACAUUACUGGACUCGGGGAGGAUUGUGCUGCCAGCUGUGUAAGCCAGGUACUUUCUUUGUAAGUGACUGUAGCCAGAACAGAACAGCUGCCCUGUGUGACCCGUGUAUCCCAGGCGUCUCCUUCUCUCCGGACUACCACACCCGGCCCCACUGUGAGAGCUGCAGGCAUUGUAACUCUGGUCUUCUCAUUCGAAACUGCACAAUUGCUGGCAAUGCUGAGUGCGCCUGCUCCAAGGGCUGGCGGUGCAGGGACCAGGAAUGUACAGAGUGUGACCCUCCUCUAAACCCUGAACUGACCAUACAGCCAUCUGUGGCCCCAGGCCCACAACCACAACCCACCCACUUACCUUAUGCCCAAGAGAUGGCAGAGGCCAGGACGGUCUGGCCUGUAUACACCAGGCAGUUUCCUGCCUCAACUCUCUAUAACCACUGGCCAUCCCAAAGAGCCCUGUGCAGUUCAGACUGUGUCCGAAUCUUCGUGACCUUCUCCGGCAUGUUUCUUGUCUUCAUCCUGUGCGGAAUCCUGUUCUUCCAUCAAAGAAGAAACCGCAGACCAAAUGAAGACAGCCAGGCAGAGCCUGAAGAGCCUUGCCCUUACAGCUGCCCCAGGGAGGAAGAGGGCAGUGCCAUCCCUAUCCAAGAAGACUACCGGAAACCUGAGCCUGCUUCCUACCCUUGAGCCAGCACGGGGUGGGCCCUUUCCACUGAGGCGCCACCCAGGGGACUCUCCCCUACCAUGCUCAUCAGGGCCCUUUCCUGUGUACACUUGACAAACAAGAUUUCUGAGACUGAACAGAAUCCCCAACGUGUUUGGUCCAGCAAGCUUGGGGAGGCCCAGGCUCUGGCUAUAAAACACACAAAAGCACAUGCUGAGGGCAAAAAUGGCCCACCAAGGGCUGGAGAAAUGACUCGGCAGUGAGGGGCAUACAUUGCUGUGUCGGAGGACCAGAGUUUGAUUCCCAGUAUCUCAUAUGGCUCCAAAGCACCUGUAACUCCAGUUUCAGGGGAUCGGAUACCUUUGCCCUCCUCUGGCACACACAAAAGCAGAACAUACACUCACAUAGACACACAUGCACAUGAUUAAAAAUGAAAUUAAAAAAAAUAUUGAAUGGACCACCAACCUAAGCAACGAAGAAGCCCUGGUUUCACCUGCCACAAGAGACACUAUCUGCGACACAAAGACUUCCCACGUUGGUCUCAUCUUCUCUAGAAGCUGUGAGGCUGCUGUGAGCAGAGCAGAGAGCGGGGCUUUCUCUCGGUUUAAGUUAAAACUGUAAAUAAAUUCAUUUUUCUAGUUCACA
Messenger RNA from Phodopus roborovskii (desert hamster), 1519 nucleotides. It is a transcript of the gene Cd27, whose product is annotated as CD27 molecule. The coding region runs from base 130 to 897 and encodes 255 amino acids. The transcript is spliced from 6 exons. Gene Ontology annotation, biological process: positive regulation of B cell differentiation; negative regulation of apoptotic process; positive regulation of T cell differentiation. Gene Ontology annotation, cellular component: external side of plasma membrane. NCBI's taxonomy places the organism in Eukaryota, Metazoa, Chordata, Mammalia, Rodentia, Cricetidae. The record is from RefSeq and is a predicted model, not a curated record. Gene Ontology annotation, molecular function: protein binding; transmembrane signaling receptor activity.